AUGGGCAACACGGCGUGCUGUCAGUCUGAAGCCAACGAUGGCGUUGCUGACGCACACGUGGAUGCCAAGCCCAUUCUGGAAAGUACCAUGCCAGCAGUGCCUUUCAUCUCUGGUGGUGAUACCGAGCAGGAACGGGUCUAUAACGUGACACUUUCAAAGUCUCCCGGACAAAAGCUGGGACUGGAUGUUGACUACAUGGCAGAGAGAAAGGUGCUGCCUAUCAUGCACGUCACAGGAGGCAUUGCCGAGGAAUGGAACAAGAAGUGUCCGGACAAGAAGCUGAACAGUGGUGACAGCAUUUUGGAGGUCAACGGCGUUUCAGGGGAUGUGGUAGAGAUGCUCGAGAGAUGCAAAGCUGACGACACGCUCAAGAUGAAGCUGUGUCGGUGCUUGACCUACGAGCACCUGGUCGAGGACCUUGAGAAACUUGUCAGAAGAAAAGAAUGCGGCCCAAUCUUGGUGCGGCUUUCCUGGCACGAUGCCGGUGUCUUUAACGGCGCAGAUGGCUGCCCUAAUGCCGCCAUGCGACUAACUGGUGGAGGUGAGCACGCAUUUCCCGCGAAUGCUGGCCUGCCGCAGGUAGCUAUUCCCCUGCUAGAGCCCAUUGCCGCGAAGUACGUGCCGCUCAUGAUCUCUCACGCAGAUCUGUGGACGCUAGCUGCCAAUGUGGCCAUCAAAGCCAUGGGAGGUCCAUGGGUCACAACAAGAUUUGGGCGCUUGGAUGCCAGUCAUCAUAGCGAAGGCACGUCUUCAGCGGCUGGCCGGCUUCCGGACGGUGACAAAGAAGCGAGGCAUCUUCGUGACAUUUUCUAUCCCAAGGGCUUCGAUGACAAAGCUAUCGUCGCCCUCUCUGGGGCCCACACGGUGGGGAGUUGCCACUUAGACCGCUCUGGCUUUGAUGGCCCAUGGACAGAAGACAAGCUCAAGUUUGACAACACCUACUUCAAGGACCUGCUGCAUAGAAGUUGGUCCUCGGAGACCACGCGCAAAGGGAAUCCUCAGUACAGGUGUGCGGAGACCAAGACCAUGAUGCUGACGACAGACAUGGCUCUCGUUAACGAUCCCGACUUCAAGCGAUAUGUCAUUCAGUUCGCCGACGAUCAAAAAUCCUGGUUUUCGGAGUUCGACAAGGCUUGGGUACGUUUACAAGAGCUCGGUUGCAGCGAGCUACGUGACGUCCUCUAA
Messenger RNA from Symbiodinium pilosum, 1185 nucleotides. The record is from the annotation of a GenBank genome assembly. Lineage: Eukaryota; Dinophyceae; Suessiales; Symbiodiniaceae.